UGGAGCCUCAUGAGGAGCAUUGCAAGGUAACAUCGUAGAAGUUAGGAGGGGAAAAGAUGAGUUUAAAGCCAAAUGCCACAGCCCCCGUGUGGGAAUAUUAACAGUGAGCCCAUCAACAUGAACGAGCCAGUAUGCCAAAUUUAUUUGAAAGCCGUAGCGACAAUACAAACUUGCCCACCUCAAACAGAUCAACCCAACCCAGUUUUGCCAUGUUGAAAAAAUAAAAACUACACAUUGAGAUGCAGAACCUUCGUUCCGACAGUCAACACUCACUGAGACGUUUGAUCGUGAAGAAAUACUAUACUAUGCUAUAAAGCCAGCAUUUCAAGAAAGGCUGCAAACGUUAGACAGACAGUACGGAUUGCCUGUGAGAAAACACGUCAGAAACGCUAAUUCCACAACUUUACAGAGUGAAAGAUGACAAAAGGAAAUAUUGCAUUGUUAUGAUUUAUUAUUGUUCGUUAUAUAUUGUCAUAACUGGUUUAUUUGGUCUCAAAAAAUGUCAAUUUGGCGGACAAUAAACAUUUCAAAAUACGCUUUCUUAAAUAAAAAAAAGUUUGUUUGACCAGUCAUAUUUUUUCAUUGUCCUUUUCUUAAAAUUAAUGUUAAAAUCUUGUCUAAUAAUAGCAAGUAGGCAACGUUUAGUGACUAACAUUCCCUGUCAUUGAAUGUAUAAGCUUUCAUAACCACACAAUGACUCCAAAAUGGUGAUCACGUCUCUGCAUCUGCGUAUUUUGUGUCCGUGCGCAAGCUAAAGACGUGUACAUACAGUAUAAAGAGCCAAAAUUGCAAAAACUGUAAUGACAAGAGAUUAAAAUGUGGCAAAAGAAUAUAUAAAGUGGUAACAAAAUGGAUACAAAGAGCCUAAAAUAAUUUAGGAAAAGUGAUUUAAAGCAAGCUAAAGAAUGGCUAAAAUUGUGUUUAAGGAGCAAAAAGUAUCAAAAAUGUUUUAAAAUAGCAAAUCAUAGCAGGGAUAGCCUGGCGAAGUUGCAUAAAUUGACUGAAGAUGAACAAAAAUGGGUUAAGAUGGGCAAGAAUUGACCAAAUGAAAUAAGGAAAAGGGGGGUUGGUUGUACACCGGAAAAACUCACAAACUCACCAAGUAUAUUUGUCUCAUUUCUAGUCAAAAUAUUUCAUCUAACUUAAUAUAAGACAUAAUCACCGAAAGAGUAAAUUCUUAUUUCACCGAGCAGACCAUUGAUGUCAUAUACUGGAUGUACAAACGUCGCACCUAGCUACACUGGCUAAUUUAUUUGUACUGCUAAUUUAAACACUUCAUCUGUGUAUGGAUGAGUACAAAAAACGUCCGGCUGGACUGGAGCUUUGUGUUUUUGCCUCCUGCUGCUCCAGCAAUCAUCCACGUUACAUCCAGACACCCAUUGGUCACCAUGAAUGCGACCUCAAGCCCUGACCCUGCCUUCAUACCAGCUCCUUUUGAUGGCUCUUACCAGGAAGUGGCCAUAUUAUCUGAUAGUGUUGGUGGUUGGGAUCAGAAAAACAUCAGCCGCAUUAUUUGGAAGGGGGCAAACUUUACUGAAUCGCCAGGAAACAGGACAGCUAUCCAGGCAGCAAAGGACUUUGACCCAUUAGGAGGACACUCAGUGUGGCAGGUUAUAGUAAUAGUUUUCCUGACUGGUUCACUAUCACUGGUUACUGUUGUUGGCAACAUCUUGGUGAUGUUGUCCUUCAAGAUCAAUAAGGCACUGAAGACUGUGAACAACUACUACCUGCUGAGCUUGGCGUUUGCUGACCUGACCAUUGGCACACUGUCUAUGAACUUGUAUACCACCUAUAUUAUCAUGGAUCAGUGGGCUCUGGGACCAGUGGUCUGUGACUUGUGGCUUGCAAUCGACUACGUAGCCAGUAACGCUUCAGUCAUGAAUCUUCUCGUCAUUAGCUUUGACAGGUAUUUCUCUGUGACCAGACCUUUGACCUAUCGUGCGAAACGCACAACCAAGCGGGCCAUGACCAUGAUUUGUUUAGCCUGGUCCAUUUCUUUCAUUCUCUGGGCCCCGGCCAUUCUGUUCUGGCAGUACAUCGUUGGUGAGCGGACAGUGCCGUCGAAUGAAUGCUUCAUCCAGUUUCUGUCUGAGCCCAUUAUUACAUUUUGCACUGCUAUUGCUGCAUUUUACUUGCCGGUCACUAUCAUGUCAACCCUGUUUUGGAAGAUCUAUCAGGAGACUGAGAAGCGUGCUCAGGAUAUACAGGGUCUUAAAGGUUCUGGUGCUGGGAACAGCCAAAAUCAGGGUGGAUGCAAUGGCACGAGUAACAGCCAGAAGGAAAAAUCUGCAUCAUUGCAACAAAUGAGCUCCCCGAACAGCAGGAGCGAUGAGCAAAAUCAGCCGCCUUCGGAGCACAACAAGGAACAGACCAGCCGGGGAAGAUGCGGUGCAUUCUUCUUCCCGUUUUUAUCCUUGCUCCUAAGUCGCCAUGGACCCAAAAGGGCUGAUAACAGCGCAACAGCAGAGCAGGGCAGCUGUGACAUUCUUAAUAACAAUGAAGCUUCAGAGGGGGAAGAAGUAAAUGAUGAAGACCGAUCAAGGCUUCCCGCAGAUGGAAAGAAGUCUAAAAGGGUGAAGAACAAGGAGACAAAAUCAUCACAGUCAAACCCUACACCACCUGCUGGGACAUCCCCUGGAAAUAUCUCAAUGAAAGACGCGGCCAUGGCAAAGAGGUUUGCCUCUAAAUCCAAGACCGAGGUCAACAAGCGCAAGAAUGAAAAAAAGGCAAAUGACAAGAAAGCAGCACGGACACUGAGUGCCAUCCUCUUGGCCUUUAUUACAACUUGGUUACCAUACAAUAUCAUGGUCUUAGUUAACACAUUCUGCCAGGACUGUAUCCCGGGGACGCUUUGGGCACUGGGAUAUUGGUUGUGCUACGUUAACAGCACAGUCAACCCCAUGUGCUACGCCCUGUGUAACAAGACUUUUCGAACAACUUUCAGGGAUAUUUUAAUGUGCCAGUGGAAUCAAAAAAAAAGCAAGCCUCAUUGUAAUCAGAGGAAUCCUGCGGCUUGCCGAAAAUAAGAUCAAAUGUAGACCACAUGUAAAAGGAAACAUUUUGGGAUGGAUGAAAAUUUGGAAAUUGAGAUAGGAUUUCUAGAGAGGGAAUGUACUAACUUUAAAUUGAACCUUUGGUAGGACAUGCUAAAAACUACCAUUCAGAAAACAGUCCUUUGCACCAGUUCUAUGGCUUGAAUGAUCCCAUUUUCUUUUCAUAUGAGUCCUUUGAAAGGAAAACUGCAAUUUGUUUCCUUAUGUGAGACUGAACACACGUCUUUCCUUUUUCUGUGGUCUAAAGAGAAAAAACAGCUAGCAUGAGGCAGCUAACAAUGCACAUAAUGGGAUUCAACUAUUGUGACUAUAAAGCCCUUUAAAAAAACCUCCAAAAAACACCAACAAUUUUUCAUUUACAUAACAUAACCUGCAUAUUAGCCAAGCUACAGCGACAAUGAUAUUGUUGGAGCUAAAACCGAAGAACUACUAUUCUGGCUUAGUGACUUAGCGCCACUCACAACGCCUCAGGCCUCAGCGCGAGGUUAGCUACUGGAUCUCCUGCUGCUUCUGUAUCGCCUGUGAGUUUGCUAGGUUCUAAAUCAUGCCUCGCAUGUGUACAGUAGGUUGUGGCAAUAAGCUGAAACGUUGGUCAACUUUUGAGAUUUCACAGUCUACCAACAACGGUAAACAUCUGGACAGACUGACGAAGUGGAUACUGCCGUUCAACCUAAGACAUGACAACGUCGCUAGGAAGACUCCGCGAGAUGCUCGGUAGCUCUCAGCAUUUUGUACCUGAAAACUAUCCUGAAUUUACCAGCUCAACGGGGAGCAAUAGUCAGUAGGACAGACAGCAGGAUUACACAAAAGCAAUUUCGCCAAAAAUUUAGUUGAAUCCUUUUAAACUAUGGAUAAAGGGGUUCAUAAAAGGGAAUUAUUAUUCAAGUUUAAACUGCUCAUGACACUAAAACUAAAAAAAUAACAUUGAAAGGCAUAUUUUUUGUGUUAGAUGUGUGCUCGGGUGUUGAAAUAUUUACUGUUUUUUACACUAUUCUCUGGAAAAGUAUCCUCCCAUCUACGUAUGUCCAAGGACUCGAUUUCGGUUGAAUUUUGGUUGGUUGUUGUAUGUUUUUUUUAUAUUAUUGCAGUUUGUUGUGUGGCAGGCCUUUGCUCGAACAAUCGCGGGGAUGAAGUAAGCUUCUUCACAUUUUUCCGAAAGGUAUUUGGCCAUUUUGAUGACAAUUGCUGUGAUACCGCGUCCGAGACUGGGGAAGCACUGACACAGAUGCAUGUAAACAAGUCCAAAACCCAGAAGACGUUCGACCAUGGAAAAGCAUGCCAAGGUGUCAGUAUGCAAAUCCACAUUUUUUCUACUAAUGUUCUCUAUUGCUAUUCUACAAAUCUUAGACUAAUAUUAUGGGUUUUCAUGCCAGGACUAGAUAAGCAGCAAUCGUUGGUCGCUGGUAUCGUAUCUGUCAAAAUCAGUCACUGCCAGUGAAAAAACAUACCCGUUGUGGCCCAUUUUUGUGUGUUACAUCAUACUCAUUCCAACACAACAUCAGUGAAUGUUAUAUUGUGUGAUUGUUGUAAAUAUGUCACCUUCUUUGUUUUGCUGUGCUUCAUGGCCGUGUUUGGUUGAAUCUGUUUGUCAGAAAGCGUCCUGGGCGUGACGUCACAGCGGCGAUUUGGAAAUUUCGCCGGUGGGUGGGUUUGACAACUUAAUUUCACUCGUAUUUUAUAGUUGUUUACUGGCGGAUGGCAGCAGCAGUAUGACAAAAAAAACUUUUAUCAAGUCAGUAUUUUCAUUUUGGUUUUUUUAACUUUUUUAUGUCAUGACCACUUUGGCAUCAGAAUGAUAACAGUGCCCCCCGGCAGUUUAUCAUCCUCCAUGUAUCACCAAGAUUGUGUUAAUAGAUUUAGCCUUGGUGGAGGUCUGUGCUCUAUUGAGUGACAUUCUAGUUAAAUGUGGUCAUUAUAGUGUUGCCUAAACAAAACACAGUACCGAAGACUUUUCUACAGUCAUAAAAUUGUAAACUUUUCUCGUUAGAAUACAACUUUUUUCUAUUUAUUCUUGUAAAAAUUUGUUUUUUCAAUUAUUGCUGUUUUUAAUUUUCCAACUAUUUCAACUUUCUUCUUGUCAAUUUUCUUGUCAUAAUUAUGACUAGUCCAUCUAGUCCAUUAUAACGUUUUCCACUACCUAAUUAACCAAAAAUUCGAACUUGACGUUUUUUUGUUUUUCAUAAUAUUGCGGCUUUAAAAAGAUAACGUCUUCAAUAUUUCAUCUUUAUGCUUAUAAAAUGACGUUAUUUUUCGUCAUUGUACUACUACUAUUAUUGUUUAAAAUUAUAACAUUUUGUCUUUUAAUAUUCUGGCUUCAUUCUUGUUAAAUGACUGCUUAUUUUUCUUUUUGUUGUUAAAUUAUAUUUUUAGAAUGUGCUGCGGGCCAAUAAAAAAACUGCUAAAGGCCCCCGGGUGGCACUUUGACCACCCCUGCCUUAGAAACAUUUAAUGAAAUUUCACAAACGGAUGUACCCAAAUAAUUAAAAUAAUUACAAGUGUUAUUAGUGUGACCGUAUUAAUGUGAAUCUUAUGUAGUUUUAUGUUGACACGAGCUCAUUAUGAAACAUAACACUUAUUUACAUUGUAAAAUGAAUGCACAUUUAAACAGGUGGUAGAAAAUUGCUCCUUUCCUGCUCGAUGUGCAGCAACCUGUUGCAAAGAUGCGACUUGCUGUUGGAAGCAAAACAAACACUGUGCAGUUUAUGGCAAUCAGAGUCAUAUACGUAGCAUUAACAUUCAUUCAAAUUUGUAAAAUGAGUGUUUUACAUACUGUAAAUAAAGGUGCAUGAGAACGUUUUCUUCCAUCCUUCAUGAUCGGGAGUAAACCGGGGGAUCUAACAUGUUUUUGGUCAUGAAUGGGAAUUAAAAAAACAAAAAGGAUUGGUUUAUUUGAAUUUCUUUUGACAUACAGAAAAUAAAACUGAAAUUCAGAGUGUCUUCUGUUUCAAAAAGCAAAUAACUUCGUCUCAAAAACCGGUUAGAUUUUUACUGUACAUUUCAUACAACAAAACAUAAAAUCACCAGUUAAAAAACGAAAAACAACCCAAACCAAAAAAAAGUUUUUUUCCUAUUCAGACUCUGGCAGUUUUCAUUUUCAGAGUCGGAGCUUGAAAGAUUACAACCGCACCUGUGUCCUAUUUCUUGCACGUGGGUUCAAUUCAAGUAGACCGUAAGGCGUGUUCCACAGGCAAGCUUUAUUGACAACCCACGACAACAACCGCAACCUCCAGGUCCGUUCGGCAACACUUUCUAUAUCCGGUACAGCCCGGUGUUCGAAAUAAAAGCACGCCAGGAACCUAUAACUUGUUGCACCACACCUGUGUGAAAGGGUGCAUUUAGUCAAACCUAGUCAAAAGAACGAUUUGUAUUUCAAUUUUAGUCUUUGUAUAUUAAAAUGAAUUCGAAUAAUAAACCAAUCAAUUUUGUGAUGGACUGUUGUGGAAUUGACAUUGUCGAACAUAAAAUGAUUAUUCUAAUUAAACCUAUAAUCCAACUUACAAGAAAGACUUGUUUUCACGGUAAUAAGUGCACUUAAUUAUCAAUUAUGGAGCAGACAUAUCCAGUCAACAUUACGUCACCUUCGCUCAUGUCCGUUAGCUUAGCUUAGCUACAUUGACGUGGUAACAUUACACCUCAGUGCACAUAAAAACAGUGUGGAUAAACGGUCAGCGUUCACACAUUUACAUCACUGAUGCUACUCAAAUAUGUCAUGAACAAUUAACGCUCACCUGUAACUGCAGUAAUAUAGCACAUUAGCAUUUCAUCACAAUGUUCUGGUUCAAAUGUAAUAUUUAGAGGUCGUCUUCUUGCUGAAGUGAUGCGUAUUUGGCCAGACACUCCCUCUCGUGGCGAAACAGUGCUAUUACAACCCAUUUGGUAUGGGUUUUUGGAGAACAGUCCAUAUUUCCUAGUGCAACAAAUGUUAGGUUUACAUUGAAAUGUGUGGGGGUGGCUUUCCCUACCCUUCCAUAAGUGUGGCAAAAAUAAACAA
Molecule: messenger RNA, 7044 nt
Organism: Dunckerocampus dactyliophorus (ringed pipefish)
Lineage: Eukaryota; Metazoa; Chordata; Actinopteri; Syngnathiformes; Syngnathidae
Product: muscarinic acetylcholine receptor M1-like
Exons: 6
Coding region: 1290-3026 (578 amino acids)
Biological process (GO): adenylate cyclase-inhibiting G protein-coupled acetylcholine receptor signaling pathway; chemical synaptic transmission; regulation of vascular associated smooth muscle contraction
Cellular component (GO): plasma membrane; dendrite; synapse
Molecular function (GO): G protein-coupled serotonin receptor activity; G protein-coupled acetylcholine receptor activity
Source: RefSeq, a predicted model, not a curated record